GUUUAGCUUUCCGGUAUCCAGAAGAAGACUAUGAGUCCUUUCCACUCCCUCCAUCUGUGCCUUUGUUUUGCUUACCUAUGGGGGCCACAAUUGAAUGCUGGGAUCAUCAGAUCAGAUACCCGCUUCCAAUUUUUUCAACGUUUGUUCUUACAGAUUCCUCAGCUGAGAAGGUUUAUGGUGCUGCUAUUCAAUUCUAUGAGCCAUACCCACGUGAGAUGUUGUCUGAGAAACAGAUGAUUCAGCUUGGCUUAAUUACUGCUGUGGAAAAGAAAGUCCUUACUUCCAAAACCAUCAAUUGUAACAAGUGUAUCUGUCUGCUCUCAAGAUGGCCUUUUUUUGAAACGUUCCGCAAAUUUCUUAUGUUCAUCUAUAAACUGUCUGUGUCUGGACCGCACACUCUACCUAUUGAGAAGCACAUAUCACACUUCAUGCACAAUGUUCCUUUUCCAUCUCCUCAAAGACCAAGAAUUCUUGUUCAGCUGUCCGCACACGAUGCCUUGGUUCUUUCUCAGCCUGUGGCAACUCCACUGCCUUUAAGUGGUGCGAACUUUAGCACUCUGCUCAUGAACCUGGGGCCAGAAAAAUGUGCUACUUUGCUAUUCUUUGUGUUAACCGAGAACAAAAUUCUCCUGCAUUCCCUUAGACCAGCUGUACUUACAGGAGUAGCCGAGGCUGUUGUAGCUAUGAUCUUCCCUUUCCACUGGCAGUGCCCAUACAUCCCCCUCUGUCCGUUGUCGCUCGCAGAUAUGCUUAGUGCCCCAAUGCCAUUUAUUGUUGGGGUAGAUUCAAGAUACUUUGAUCUGUAUGACCCACCCCAGGAAGUUAUCUGCGUUGACUUGGAUACAAGCGUGGUUUACAUGUCAGAGGACAAGAGAAGCAUCAACUGGAAGCAACUUCCAAAGAAGCCAGUGAAAAACCUCUUGAGUGUUUUGAAGAAACUUUACCCACAGCUGUCUGCAGUGCACAGAAAAAACCAAGAAGGGUCAGCUGUGGAAAUGACCCCGAUCGAUGCUGAUUUCUCUUGGCAAAAGAAAACAACUGAACUUGAAAUGGAAAUUCAGGAAGCUUUCCUGCGCUUUAUGGCCUCUGUAUUGAAAGGUUACCGGACCUACUUGAAACCCAUUACACAAGCACCGUCUAAUAAGUCUACAGCCACCAAAUCACUUUUUGACCAUCAAGGAUUUUUGAAAAGCCGGGACCGUGCCCACAUGAAAUUCUACUCGCUUCUGACGAAAACACAGAUCUUUACCCGCUUCAUUGAAGAAUGCAGCUUUGUUAGUGAUAAGGACACCAGUUUAGCAUUUUUUGAUGACUGCAUGGAAAAGCUGUUUCCUGAGAAAGGAGCAGAAAAGGGGGGUAAGGCUGAAUUGGACUUCAAUGAAGACACUCGGCUUAUUGAACUGGACGAUUCACAGAAAAGCGAACAUACUGUGUUUGUAAUGCCACCAGAAACUCUCCCGGAGGAUGGGCCUGAUCCUUUACCAAAAUAUAGCUACAAGAGCUUCCCAAGGCUUGACUACGCUCUUUUUGACAGAACAAGAGAGCAGUACCUCUCUUUCAAUGGACACACGUCAGGUAGCCGAGCAAUAAGCAGCCCUACAUUCAUUGCAAAAAGAACCAAACAGGAAAUAAAAACCGCUCAUAAACUGGCCAGGAAAUAUUACACCAGUGCUCCUAACUGGGCCAAAUGUCUCUUCAGCCAGUGUUACAGCCUAUGGUUCAUAUGUCUGCCAGUUUAUGUCAAAGUAUCCCACUCCAAGCCACGUGCGCUUCAGAAGGCUUUUGAUGUGCUUCUUAAGAUGAGAACAAAUGAAGUGGAUCCUUUGGAUGAAGUGUGUUACCGAGUUGUUAUGCAGCUGUGUGGAAUUUGGGAAAACCCAGCCCUGGCAGUGAAAGUCUUGUUUGAAAUGAAAAACUGGGCUAAAAUACAACCGAAUGCAAUCACCUAUGGUUAUUAUAAUAAGGUUGUACUGCUCAGUCCAUGGCCUAGUAGUAAUCACAGUGGAAAAUUUAUGUGGACAAAAGUGAGAAAUGUGGUACAUGGUUUGGCACAGUUCAGAAGGCCUAUGAAAAGGUCAUCAACGAGCAUAAAGCCUGCAUCUGUACCAGUCCCUCAGAGUACUGCACUUGGGAGUGAAGGGGUCAUUGGGAGCAAUCAUAGCCUGGAUAGUUCUAACGAUGCUAACUUGGGUGAGCACACUGACUUCAUGAGCGAUCUAAUCAAGCUUGAUGACACUGAUAACCUUUCUAGCACAGACGGCCAUUCUAAUCCAGUUGCUGGCGCUAAUAAUGAAGUGCACAUAGAUCAUUCACAAAGUCAAGGCGCCCAGACACCUAAUGUUUCUACAGGCCCCUCUUCAAAUCCCAAGGACGUAUCUAGUUGUAAGGAAAAUCUGCUUUCAUCUGUUGAUGUGACAGUAUCCAUCUCUGAAAGUCAUAGUGAAAAGCAACCAGCAAGUCCGGAAGCUCCUCAACCACCAGAGUCCCCUCCUUGGGGUAGCAGCAUUGUUAAAACGACUUCUGGGAUCUUUGACAAUACAGGGAGGAGAAGCAGUAGUGGAACUGGGACGGGACCAUUAACCCCCAUGCUGGAUUCUGUAGAUGAUGCUGUCUUUUCCAGCGACAAUCAGAAAAAAUCUACCGAGAGGGCACAGAAAAGACAGAAAGUUUUUUCAGAGAGGAGUUGCAGUUUUAGUGCAGAAAGCCGGGCUAGUAUGCUGCUUAAGAAAGGCAGUCUUGACUUGACAUCUAAUGAGAUUGCUAUGAAAAUGGGAGCAGAUGUCAAAAUCCUGACAGCUGCUCUCUCUAAGACACCACCUCCACCUUCACAGGGCAACAAAGCCUUCAGUUUUGAUACCAUGGAUGGACAGACAUCUGAGACCCCAAACUAUCCAAAGGAGGCUUCAACAGAGCCUGGUCUACAAGUAUCUGGGCAAAAGUUGCUAGAAGCCUUUGAUCCUUUAAGUACUGUGAAUGAAGAAAGCACAGUGGAAAUUGCAGAGUUCACACAGGGUCCAGUAACAGAUGGAAGUGUUGUUGGAGCUACUCCAAAAACUAAAGAUGAGCUAAACAAGAGAAAUAGCGUACACAGUCUCACAAAGGCAGUAGAAAGGGAAGGGGUUGAGAAAGGCCUUGAUCCAUUGUCUCUCCUGGUUUCAGAAACUGUGGAGAAAGAACAGUCUCCUUCUGAAGAAAAGAUGAUUUCUCCUGUUGUGGCACGUAACCUGGCAGAUGAGAUUGAAAGCUAUAUGAACUUGAAAAGUCCCCUAGGCAUGAAAUCAUCCAGCAUGGAGCUUGCAGGGAAGGAUUCAGCCACUGUAACUGAAAACCCCAGCCAAGGGGGUUCAGAGAGGAGGUCCAGUCUUCCUGCAGAAACAGUGCCUCCAGCAAAUGUACAGAAUGAGAACCAAAAAAAUGCCACUUUCUCCAGGUCCAAGACAUUCACUAACAGUCCUAAGCAUCAUCUUCGGAACCAGAAGGAGCGGUCACUCUCACUCACUGCUCUUGUCCGCUCAACCCAGCAUGGCUCUUUGGGUUCAGUGGUCAACUCUUUACCAGGUCUAAAAUUUGACCAUCUUUUGACAGGACCCAAAAUUGAUGUUCUGAAGUCUGGUAUGAAGCAGGCAGCUAAUGUAGCUAGCAAGAUGUGGGGAGCAAUGGCAUCUGCCUACAACUACUCUGAUGAAGAGGAUGACACUUAUAAAGGUGUGUCAAACUUCCCUUUAAGUAUUGAUGAGCACAUCCUUGGUGACAGUAAGACGGGUCUUCCUGCCAGCGAACUUAGACGGAGCAACACCAGCCUAGGCAGCAGUAGCAGCAGCGCAGACACUGGCAAUUAUGAUCUUCCUUCAGGUGAAGCUGCUUUAGGUAAAGGCACAAAAGCCAUAGAAUUUGAAAAGUCGGACCAUGGAUCUUCUCAGAACACCAGCUUGUCCAGCAUCUUCCAAAACUGUGCUAUGGAGGUUUUGAUGUCCAGUUGCUCUCAGUGCAGAGCUUGCGAUGCUCUGGUGUAUGAUGAAGAGAUCAUGGCAGGGUGGACUGCUUAUGACUCCAACUUGAACUCUACUUGUCCUUUCUGUAAAACAACCUUCUUACCUCUUCUUAAUAUAGAGUUUAAAGACUUGCGUGGUUCUGCCAGUUUUUUUCUCAAGCCGAGUAACUCAGGUGAUAGCUUGCAAAGUGGUAACCUCCCAAUGUCAGGAGAGGCCAGGCAGAAAAAGGAAAACUCUACAGCCAAUGAUUUGAUCAGUUUUGGAAACUCCCCUCAGACCAUAACAGAAGAAACAAGCACAGCCAUUGGACAGAGUGCAAAUGACACCCAGGGUGCAGAUGGUGAAGAUUCAACAACGGUAAAAACCACAUCCAUCAGUGGUGCAACAAAGAGAGUAUCCUCACUGACAAGGAGUAACAGUGUGGGAGGACCUCUACAGAAUUUUGACUUAUCCCAGAAGCCUUCUCAUGGAGUAUCCACUGUUAGCCUUCCUAAUAGUCUGCAGGAAGUUGUGGAUCCUUUGGAAAAGCGUCACAAUCCUCCCCCUGUCUCUGUACCUUACCUUAGUCCCCUUGUACUGCGUAAAGAGCUGGAAUCCCUAUUGGAGAAUGAAGGAGACCAGGUCAUCCACACAUCUACUUUUAUCAACCAGCACCCCAUCAUAUUCUGGAACCUAGUCUGGUACUUUAGACGCUUGGACCUGCCUAGUAACCUGCCUGGGCUUAUUCUCACUUCUGAGCACUGUAAUGGAGGGGUGCAGCUCCCACAGUCCUCUCUGUCUCAAGACAGCAAGUUGGUUUACAUCCAGUUGUUGUGGGACAAUAUCAACCUACACCAUGAGCCUGGGGAGUCUCUCUACGUCAAAUGGAGGAAUUUAGAAUCUGCCAAGAAAUCCUCAUCUCCUGUUCCUGAUGAUCUUCAAGCUGAUGGCAAUUUAUUGGACAGCAUCACUCAGAGCAUCCAGCACAAUGACGUCCUGAAACCCAUCGGCCUUCUCUUGCAAAAGAGCAACAUAGCUGGCAAACGGCAAAGGAGCGUGUACAGAGAAAUCCUAUAUCUUUCCUUAGUCGCCCUCGGAAGAGAAAAUAUUGACAUUGAGGCCUUUGACAAUGAAUACCAGCUUGCUUACGCAAAUCUGCCCCCUGAUCUGCUCGGCAAAAUUCAGAAAACCGAUGUGCCCCCAAGUAAGUGCGUCAGCUGCUGCAGGAAUAUCUUUGGAGCUCCCCUGAUAUAAAAGUGGUUGCCAUCCUCUGAGUUUUGGGAAUAAUAAAGUUUCUUCAUGAUACCCAAGAUAUAAGCGCCUAUAUUCAAACUCAAGAAUGAGGAGCUUUCAACUACUUCCUCCUCGAUUGUGGUCUUUUAUCUACACUUUGUCAGUCCAGCAAUUCAAUGAAAGACAUUGGACGUGGCUUUUUUUUACCUAGGCUAAUUUGUAGCACUUUAUUAGUGUCUUACUCUGUGACAGAAGGUUUUGCACUUGUAAAUAUAAUCUGCCUCAAAGUGUGAAUUGACUCAUGAACACUACAGCAAAACUCUGACAACAAUCUUGUAAAAAGGAUAUUGUCUUUUUGUCAUUUGUACAUUGUAAUUUGCAUUCAUGUGCAGAACCAUUGACUGGAAAACACAAACCAGUGGAUUAGAUGCAAGACCUGGGGCUAUCUAGGGCCUCAGUGUAGCAGGAUUGACAAUGCAUUGAAAUAGACUUUGCUGCAAUAUCCAGUAGGCCUUACUGUUAAAGACUGUGCCUUAUAGUAUAACUAUGUUCACAAUGUAUGUUUUCUAUAGAUGCUUGACAUAUAGCUGUCUUCUGUUAGCUCCAUGCAGUGCUUAUUUGUAGGCCAAGCAUUAUUUUUAACAGUAAAACACAUACCUGUAUGACAAUCUUCCUAAUUGUAACUAGAAAUCUGUAGCAUUUACAUCAUUGAUCGGGACUUUUGCAGAUAUGGCUGUAAAACCACAACCAAUAUAAAGACUUUGUAACCAAAUAAGAGUGCUUUUUACUGGUUGUAUAAGGAUAUUAUUUCCAUGUAUAUUGUACAACGUAGCUCUAAAUUAAGGUAGUUAAUUGUAACAUGCUGUAAUGCAGUUGUAAAUAUGUGAUCGUUUAUUAGAUGAGUGCUGUACACCUGAGAUUUCAGAAAAGUCUUAAAGGGAUACUGUCAUGCAGUACAAAGCUGGGAUAUUUGAAGAGGUUAAAUAUGCAUUUUCCUGCAUUGACUUAAUAUUGCAUAGUUUCAAAGUUUGCUGACAUGUUUUAGACUGUUCAUGCAUAGUAAUCCUAGCUAUAUGGCAUUUAUACUAAGGCUAUCUAGUGUGCUUAUCUCACAUUCAUCUACUGUUAAAGUUAUGUCAAGUUGUGGUUUAGUAUAGGUGAAAUACUAUAUAUAUAUAUAUAUAUAUAUAUAUAUAUAUAUAUCAUAAAGGAAAUUAGACUGCUGUAUAAAUUCUAAUAGGGUGGCAUUAGGUGAGGGUGAGUGUUUUGCAAAACAUUAGAUUUUGUUUUUGUUAACUUCCCUUUAUCAACUGUAACAUUUGAAUAUUGAAUGUGACAUUUCAAUAUUACAUUUUAACUGUUCACUUGUUUUAUUAUUAAAGGGAUAUUCCAGCCAAAAUUGGAAACCACGUGGGUGCAUUUGGGUAUAGAACAGAAGCAAUUUUGUAAUAUACAUGUAUUAGCAAAAAUGAUUCUAAUAAAAGCUAUAGUUGUUUCAAAAGUGUAUUUUAAUAUGCACCGUGCACCAGCAUUUUAAACACAGCACUUUCUUAGAGAGCCUAAGGUACUUGUACCAUCUGGUAAUGACUCAAUUUGUCAAUUGCUGACAUGAUACAAGCCCCAAUGAUUAUCUGAGCAGCUGCAUUAUUUAAAAUGUGGGUGCAGUGACAAUAUCUAGCUAUGCUUCGCAUGCACAUGCAGAGAAAAAUGUUAACACUAAAACAGUGAUAACUUUUAUUAGAAGUAUUUUUGCCAAUACAUCUAUAUUGCAAAUAUGUUUCUAUUCAAAGAUGAAAUAAAUCUAUGUGCAUUUACAUUUUAACUGGAAUGUCCCUUUAACAUUUGAUUGUUGACUCUCAUAGGCUUCAUUUAAUCUGUGUUUUAAAACAACAUUCAUUCUAAAGAAACCUUCACCCUAUCAUUUGAAUGGCAAAAUAUAAAUGUUUGCCAGUUCCUAGGCUUUAUACAACUAGUCUAAACACUUAUCUGAUUUUACUCAAAAAGGAAAUUAAAACAAAUCAAAUCUAAAGCUACCAUCUCUCCUCCAUCUUGUUUUAUGUGUCUCACAUGGGAAAUUUCCUGCACAUUAAAGGGAUAUAGUUUUUUGGGGGGGGUUUUAAGUGGGUUUCAGUUUUUUUAAUUGAUGUUCCUGCCCUAAUAAAACUAUUUAUGCUACAUACUUGUGGAAGAUUGUCAAGGUCCACUAACAGAUCUGUGGAAAUUGUCCUUUUAAGACAUAUUUAGGGCAAGUGGCGUGCUAUGGUUUGCACACAUGAGAUAUCAGGUUUUUGUGGUCGCUUGCACUCCAGUUAAAUUCUGCCCGUAUUUGCGAACGCGUGAGCGCAAUCCCAACUUACGCUAGAAUGAUUACCGCAACUUCAGAGCUCUGGUUAACUGUUACGUGAGCCAAGUCAAAAGUGUUACAAAACAUAUCAAAAAUACAUUUAAAAUUACAAUUACACUCAUAUUAACACUAUCUAAUAGAGAGAAAAAAAACAGGCCAUAAGUACUUUUACAUAGGAAUCCAUAGGAACACGUAUGUAUAUAAAUAUAUAUGCAUAUAUUUCAAUACUUAUGUAUUUCUGUAUAUAUUUUUCAGACAUAUAUACACAUAUAAAUACAGAUAUACAUAUGUAAUAUGUAUAGAAAUACAUACAAGUCUCAUUGUAAUCCUGCGCUCGUGUUAGCGCGAGCUGGCAGUUAUUUUUUUUUUCUUCACUUUUUUUUUUUAUCUACUAGGAACUACGAUCCUGCGUUUGAACUGCGCAAACUCUUUUUCUGCUCGAGGAUGCGACCGCAAAAUAUUUACUUGCGACCUGUAAUACGUGCGCAACUAGUAAGUUAACAGCAGAUAAAGCCCUCGCGGGAGAGCUGUAUUCAUAAUCUAGCCCUUAGUUGCUCCUCUUUCGUAUCCCCAAUUAUGCUUUAAUGCCUUCUUAAUCACAUAAUCAUCUUGUGUGUGUGAGAAAAACUCAAUACACUACAAGGCAGAAUCAUGGUUUAAUUCUGUGAAAAUUUCCGAUUUUUUUUUUUUCUUCAACUACUUAUGCUUGUAGGAAAACAUUUUUGUUCAGCAGUCAGACAUUAUGAGUUACAAUUACUCAGAUUGCUACCAUUUUAUUGCUUGGUUUACUUUGUUCAGUGGAAGCAAUUUACGUGAAUUAUUAAUGCUUUAACUGAACCAUAAUAAAUGCACUACAAUAACCUUCAGUUUUAUAACAAUAUCCACUACAGGAGCAGCUUCAGGGGAAGUGUUUGGUCCUGCUGCCAUCAAGCUCAGAUAGUAAGAAUUAAACUCUCAAGCAGAAAGAAAUACAAAAAAUAAAAGGUUGCUUGAUUAAAUACAUUUCAUUUUCAUGGAAGAUGGUCGUAUAGAAAGAAGAAAAAAGAACCUAGGUAUUGUAAGACCGAAUUAAUCAAACUGGUGUACGUUUAGUCUUAUGACAUAGCUCAUUGUAACUUUUUGUUACAUAUUGUGUCCUGGUAAUAUACUUGCCCAUUGAUAGACUGUAUGAUCUGGAGGGCUAGAUACAUCUACUAGGAAGCCAUUUAUAGCCUAAUGUAAUCCUUUAAAUUGUAAUAUAAAUGCACAAUCGCAAAGUGCCUUUUCAUAAUAUAAAUUCUAUACUCAAAUAUUUUUUAUUUACUUUUUUUUCAGCUUCAUUGUAUUUUGAUCUCUGGUUAUAGUGCACAAAUUGUCACAUCAAGGUUUAAUUACUGUUAUAUACUCUCACUGAAUCAUACAAUUAUACUAUUACCUUUUACUUGUGUUCUGCUGGUUGCAUUAAUGAUAUUGCACUACUAGCGUGUCAGCUUCUGACAGCCUUGCAAGACUGGCACUGUUUAAUUUUACUGCUCCAUUUUUUCCUCAUCUCAAUUUUUAAUUUAAAAUAGAUCAAUUACUGACAUUUUACUGCACAGUCAAUACUGUUUCUGUAGGUCCCAAAAUAUUCAUAACUAUUAAAUAUAGUAAUCUUAUAGCCGCAUAAUCUCACACAGCUCUGUUUAAUCAGAGUAAUAAUCAAAACAUGCAUCAUGUGUCCCUAAGGUAUAUAUAUCCCUUUUAUAAAGCAAGUUAUGAAGUCUUGUAGUUGAGGUAUGACAUACACCAAAAAUCACACAAAUCUCUCUAUUACAAUAGUUUAUUAACAUGAUGAUUUUGAAAGAAAUCUAUUUAUAUAAAAAAAAGAAAAUAGUGCAUCUAUUGGGAAUGCUCAUAUACUAUUGAGUUUGAAUGUGAAGGUCCUGUUACAUUGCCGUCCAUAAUAUAUAAUAAUGAGGUUUUACAUAAACAUAAGUCUUAUGUUGACAUUCCAUACAAGAGUGACAGGAGUGAAUUAUUUAAGGUUGUUAGUAUCUAACACAUUUAGGUCUAUUGCAAUAGGGGGAAAAUUACUCUGGGAAUUUAAAAAGGAAAAAAGGCUACUAAAUUAGUUCAAAUUACUUUAUAUCAAUAAAUUAACUUAGUUCAAAUGUAUAAGUUUUUACUUUGUAUCUUAGUAGCAUGAUUGGAGGGGGGGUUGGUUGGUAUUUUUUUCAACAUAGUCUCUCCCUGAUUAUUUUAGAACUCAUCUGUCUAAUAAUGUUACAAAUUCUGACAGUGUGGUCAUUUUUGUUUUGUAACCCUAUAAAUAUAAAAUUAUUAGUGUGUCUACAUGUUACAAUGUUUAGAAAAUUAUGGUGAACAACUCUGGCUCCCCAGAUGUUUUGGAACUUCAUUUCCCAUGUUAUUCAGCCAAAAUGAGUCUGAGCAUCAUGGGAAAUGUAGUUCCAAAACAUCUGGGUUGCAAGGUUUAUUACCAGCUCGUGUGUGACGUGAUCUCUAAAACAAAAGCACUAUUUUUUUCAUUAUUUUAUUAAAUCUAAGACCACUUUACAAUCUAUAUAGUACAGAAAUACGAAUGCACAUUAUAGAUUCUGUUUAUUGCACAGAAAUGAAUCCUUAACUGUGAAGGGUUCUACAGUUGAUGGGAAGGUGCCUUAUCAAUAUAUGACUGUACAUAUGCAAAUUGAAUUAAAAAGAUCCUGUAAUUCAUGCAGUUUAUAGAAAGGUUAAUAGAUCAGUAGGUUUAAAUACCUGUAAAUAAGUUACCUGUUUCCUGCACAUUUUCAUUAGCAAUGCAAUGCAUAUUGCACUAUUGUAAACUUUACUUCCUGUGCUUUUAGUUAAAAUGUAUUUGUUUGUUUUUGUGUACAUUUGAGCAGUUCCGAAAAUUCUAGGCUUUUGUUAAUAGAAUUUUAUAUAGAAAUGUAAGAUACAUAGAAGUGCCUUAUUCAUGUUUCCUGGAAAAAAAAAUAAAAAAGCUUGAACGUCA
This is a messenger RNA of Bombina bombina (fire-bellied toad), 10519 nucleotides long. RefSeq names its product DENN domain containing 4C (gene DENND4C). The record is from RefSeq and is a predicted model, not a curated record. Lineage: Eukaryota; Metazoa; Chordata; Amphibia; Anura; Bombinatoridae. Gene Ontology annotation, cellular component: cytoplasmic vesicle. Gene Ontology annotation, biological process: regulation of Rab protein signal transduction. Gene Ontology annotation, molecular function: protein binding.